This is a messenger RNA of Gambusia affinis (western mosquitofish), 2075 nucleotides long. Its product is annotated as trypsin-3-like. Gene Ontology annotation, molecular function: serine-type endopeptidase activity. Lineage: Eukaryota; Metazoa; Chordata; Actinopteri; Cyprinodontiformes; Poeciliidae. The coding region runs from base 34 to 777 and encodes 247 amino acids. The record is from RefSeq and is a predicted model, not a curated record. Gene Ontology annotation, biological process: proteolysis. The transcript is spliced from 5 exons.
CAAGGCCACAUUAGUUACAAACCAGAAAGAGGCAUGGAGCUCUUUCUUUUCCUGAUCUUCUUAGGCGUUGCAGCCGGCCUGGAAGAUGAUGAAAAGAUUGUUGGAGGAUAUGAAUGCCCGAGAAACUCUGUGCCCUAUCAAGUGUCACUCUUCACUGGGUACAACUACUGCGGAGGCGUCCUGCUGUCUGAUCAGUGGGUGCUGUCGGCUGCACACUGCAAACCAAGCUCAAAUUUAGAAGUUCGACUGGGAGAGCAUGACAUCUGGGAACCCGACCAUACCGAACAGCACAUCAUGUCUUCUGCGUUCAUUCGCCACCCUGAUUACAAUCCCCGCACGCAGGACAAUGACAUCAUGCUGAUCAAGCUGAGUCAGCCUGCUAUUCUGAACGACUAUGUGCGUCCUGCAGCGCUUCCAUCAGACUGUGGCAGUGCUGGAGCGAUGUGCCGGAUAUCUGGAUGGGGGAACAUUCGCCCCAGUGACGAGGGCUCAAGGUACCCAGACAAGCUGCAGUGCCUGGAAGUCCCGCUGCUGAGUGAUGACACCUGCUUCAAUGCAUAUCCCUUUCAGAUAACUGAAAAUAUGAUAUGCGCUGGAUACCUUGAGGGAGGGAAAGAUUCCUGUCAGGGUGACUCUGGGGGCCCUAUGGUGUGUGAGGGACAGCUCCAGGGAGUUGUGUCCUGGGGCCACGGCUGUGCUCAGAGAAACAAGCCUGGAGUGUACACAAAAGUUUGCAAUUAUGUUUCCUGGAUCAAGACAACAAUGGCUUCUGGCUGAGGCGUAAAGCUGAAGGCUUCAGAUAUACAGGGAAAAAAAUGAGUAAAGUCAAUCAAUUUGGCACGUUUGUGUAAAGUGUCAUUUUUACUGGUCCGCAAGAUAAAAUGAGGGUGGAUUUUUUUUUCAUGUAAGUAAAAGGAAUCCUUCACAUGAAGUUAAAAAAAAAACUUUAAAAUGCUGACUACUCUCAAUGUGACUUUGAAAGAAGGAGCAGCUGUUGAGGAAGCCAAAUCAGGUCACGCGUAAAUUAAACUUGUUUCUUAUUCAAAGAAAGACAACCCAUCCAAAGAAAGAUGAAAAGCAAACAAACGCAAGGAAGACAGGAGCCUGGAGCUGUAGCAGUGGUGGGAGGCGCUGCCCUUUCCAUUAGACUUAGAUGAAGUGGCAACAUCAGGUAGAACGAAGGAAAAAAAUCAUACCCCCCACUGUGUCCAAGAGGGCGCAGUGGGGGGUUGCACAGAAACCUCUGCAUAUAUAAAGCAACAUAAAUAUAACAUAAAGGUGGGGGCCAGCAAAGGUGGUGAGUUCAGGGAGGAUGCGCUCAUAGCCAUGGAAUAUGGCUUUGUAUACCCAUGCAGUCUGCAUGGAUAUACAUGCAAAGACAGGGAAGCUGUGUGGCAAAGACAGUGAACUUUACCACACAGCUCUCCCAGCCAGCAGUCUCUAAUAUGGUGGAAAGGUUUAUCAGCGUGGUCUUCUGGAGCCUACCACAGAACCACAGAUGUCUCCGGGGAAGCAUGGUGGGUAAGAGCAUCUUGUUUACAUAUCAUCCAAGAGAGUUGAGAAAGACAGCCAGCAUAAGCCAACACAGGGAAGCCAGUUCAGAUAGCAACCGUUGUUUUGUAGUUCAAGCAGACGGCGUUCAUUUUUCCAUUCUGCUGUAAGUUCUCACCGGUACAUCUCUGUGGCUGUUCCAGUCAUCCAAAUUAUUUUUGUAGCCAUUCCCACCAGAACAAGCUAGCAACUUCUCCAAAGUCAAUUCUAUCUUGCCAGAAUCACAUCCAGCUUGCGGCACUGGUCCCACAGCCUGCUAGUCUGAGAAUCCGCUUGUAAGGAUUUGGUUUUCUCUGUGUUGAUUUGAGUUUUUCUGUGUGUUUAUUUUGGGUUUCUGUGUCUUUUGAGUCUCCGUGUUGUGCUGUCUACCCCCUGUCAAGUCGUGUGAAGCUGUCUAGUCUGACGUCUUGUCUGCUGUCAGUUAUUAUGCAACCAGUUGCUACCAGAAUUUGAGCUACUAGCCUCCUGCUCAAUCUGUGCUGCCUGGACUUUCUGGAUUUGUAUUUUCAUCAUUAAAUCAUCAC